Ixodes scapularis (black-legged tick) is the source of this 3971-nucleotide messenger RNA. RefSeq lists its product as uncharacterized. The transcript has 7 exons. Bases 71 to 2026 code for a protein of 651 amino acids. Lineage: Eukaryota; Metazoa; Arthropoda; Arachnida; Ixodida; Ixodidae. The record is from RefSeq and is a predicted model, not a curated record.
UGAACUUAUCCGCUUUUCAUAAAACGGAAGUGACAUCCACGCCAUUGAAGCGGAAGUGGACCUGGCGACGAUGUGUGCAGAUAAACAAGAUAAACACUUCAGUAAUAUAACAUACUUUUUAUAUGUUUCUAAAAUUAAGCUACAAAUUUUAUUAUUUAGUUUGGAUUGCGUAUAUCCGAAGAGUGUCAUGGCGGCAGUGGCUGAGGUCAUGGCUGAGACAUCGGGCCUCAAGGCAUUUGAGUCUGUAAAAUCUGCUGCCAGUUCUGCUCCAGAAGAAGACGACGAUGAAUUGGAGGCACUGCGUUUAGCAGCAUUGUUGUCAAUGAAAGCCAAGACCAAGGCCACUUCAGGCUCGCCGAAUCUUUCGGAGGUACGGGACCGUCCGGGCAUCUAUCCAAACUACAGUCGCUACCAACAUGCCAAGAGGACUCCAGCAUUAGGAAAGCAGUAUCCUCGUGGUCAGCACACCCGCUCCAACCUGAUUGUGAUCCAGCCAGUGCCUUUGGACGGGAGCGAACCCAAACGAAAUCCAAGCGAAACUUGUCACAACAGUGGGGCGUUUCGUGCAAUCGAGCCCCCGAGGCUGUCUCUGCCCCAGGAUCGCUGGUGCCCACAGCUGAAGGAGGGGAUGCCCGCACCUCAGAAGGGUGACACCUCCAAGAGAAAAGUUUCGGGAAAGUUCAGCCACUUCGAGUCGAGUUCGGAAAGCGAGGAGAGUGACGACGACGACGGCCUGCUCCGCUCCGGCUCCACGUCCCCGUCCAGUGCCAUCAGCUUGGACGACGACAGCUGCGAAGAGCUCAACACCGACUCCAAUGCUCCAGCGGACGAAGAGGACACCAUCGACAGAUUUGACACCAACUCGAACAGCCAGUGCGCCAGUCAGACUCCUAUCUACAGCCAAGACCAGGCCGACAUCCGCAGCACCGAAAGUAAAGCCGUUUCCAACGAAAACGACACCAGCCGGCAUUUGGAUGCUCCUUCGAGUCCAGCACCAACGGGCAAUUCCCGGUUGCAGACGCCACCGGACGAUCGUUCUCCAGAUCUGGCCAUAUCUGAGGAGUGUGGUGUAGAGCCUGCUCACAGAGACGAUCGGUCGGGUGAGAGUGAAGGAAGGACAGACGUUUCGGCGUUAAAUAGGUGUUCGCGGACAACUCCGGAAAUCUGCCGCCAGGAAAAUGCGCCCCGGAUAGAGGCAGACGACAAACGAGAUGAAAACGAGUUUCCCCCGAAGUCCAGGGGUUGCGGCACGGACAAUGGAGUUCCGACAAUGACAGAGUGUGGCACUCAUCGGAGGGAGGUGGAGCGCAGGGUCAACGUUGUUGCUGAGAGCGUAGCUCAGGCGGAGCGGCGAGCCACCCCGAUCUCCUGGGAGAAGCGCGCCGAAGGUGACAAGCAUGAGGCAUUGAGGGUGCCGGCGGAAGGCAAUGGACCGCCGCCUUCUGCCAGUAACCUCCUGGAGGCCCGGAGGCGCAAGUUCGAGUUGAAUGCCCCGGUGUGUCCGACGGAGGGCAAGAUUGUGCUGCUCAAGGGGCCGAAGUGCACGGAUCAGACGGCGCAGCUGGAGAAUCCGCUGCCACCUCCACAGCCCGAGGCACGUUCGAGGUCGCGCAGUGGCAGUGUGAGCCCGCCCCUGCUGCGCUCGGUGCUGAGCGUGGUGAAGGUGACUUCUAGGGAGUCGUCCCCCUUGCUGCAGCCAGCGGCAGCCGCCGAGCGCAAGCGUCAUCGUCGUGCUGGCAGUGGCAGGACUGUGGAAGUCAUAAUGCCCGACAUCGGUGACGAAUCGAGCGACGCCGGCGAGAUAACGGCCAGCAGUGCCAAACUCCCAGUCCACCUCCGGCUGGGAGAGGCACCCUCAGCUGUGUGCACAUCCAAGAAAAAGAAGAGCAAGAGAAAACGUUCAUCGCGCGAUUUGUCAGGCGGUGCAAAGCGGAAGCGCACCAAGGCGUCCCUGGACCACGGCCCACAGAAGCGAGAGCAACGCUGGAGGCGCAAGGUCUGCUCACUCGGGCCGUCAUCACCGUGACGGCGGAGGUUUGCGCCACAUCCAGGUAAUUGCCCUUCUCCCCUCCCUCGUCGUGCGUGCCUAGCCUUGCUUUGUGUUUUUGGUGCAAAGGAGCACGAGUGCACAGAUGUGUGCCGGGUGUUCUAGAGGACUCCCUGGUGUGUGUGUGCGUGUCUGGUCACGGCGUGAAUAGUGUAGCAACGGGUGGUGUUGGGUGCCUCCUUACAGCUCCAAGCCUUCCCGUCAGUGUUUCAAAGUGCCAACCGUCAUCGGUGCGAGUUUUAAUGGCCGUUCUGCGGUGCUUGCGUGUGCCUAAGAGUGUUCGUGUUCAUUUUUGCAGCUCUCGGGGUAAAUGACGUCUUGCGAAACAUUAAGGUACAGGUCCGUUUCCUGUUGUAUUUCUUUCAAGUGUGCAUGCUGUAGCUGUCAAUGUUGAGCUCACCUGCUUGUCAAGUGCCAUAAUGUGCCAAGUACAUUUAAUUGAGGAUAAAUAUUCUUCAAUAACUUCGUUUCUAGGUUUGAUGGUAUUUUGUUUCCUUAUUUUUAGCGGUUGAUUUCCUGACGUCUUGGUCGGGCUCACACAAAUAACGGUGCAGCUGUCACUCGCUACGCUGGUCUGUUGCCGACUUUUUUUUUUUUUAUUGUCAUUUUUCGCAACAGAAAAGUCAUUCCUGGUGUAAAAUUAGUGUUCAUAGGUUGUAGUUGUAUCAUAAUGUAAAAAUUAUUGCUCAUAAGUUGGAGCUGAAUCAUAAUGUAAAAUUCUUGUUCAUAAGUUGUACCUGUUACUGAUUAAGGCUAAGAGGUUAGAACCUCCAGUGCCUUUCCCAUCAACGCCCUACUCGACGCAUAAAUGGGCAUAAAAUUAUUUAUCUGCGCAUAAUUUUUUUGGCAAAGUGCAGUUUUUAUACUUGCUCUUUUACGUCGGUGUACCCUUUUACAGUACUCCGAUUUUACAAUGUAUAUAACGUGCCUACGUAUUAUCUACAUGGUUUGUUGAGAUGUUGUUUUUUCACAUUUGAAGCCUUGCAUGUGUAUUUUUGAAAAGGCAGUGCUCAUACCAUUUCUCUUUUCACAGCAGGUUGUGUGUCAACGGUUAACAUACUUAAGAGAAGCGCGCCUCAUCCCCCAAACAACUUUUGCACUAUUGUGAUACAAAGCAAACUGUGAGCCAAAACUGACUGGCGCUCUGAUUGACUGCCUGGCCAGGUGGGCUGUUCGGUUGGCUGUGCCUCUGGAUUGCAUCCGACAUGUUUGAGGAAAAGUGUAGUAGUUAUCUUGUGUUGGAACUGAGUGUCCUCCUUGAUACUUUGUGUGCGAAAGGAACUGUGCUCAGUUUCAUCCUAACGAGAAUAGACAGCAGAGCUCUGAGGGGAAGCGUUUGACUGCAAAAGGCGGUUGCAUAGCACUUGUCAUACUUGUACAGUGGAUGUGCCUGCCAAAUCUACAUAUGCACACUCGUGGGCUUUGCUGUGCAUUCUUGCUAAGGAGGAAUUGGAGCAUAACCCUGUCAAACGUCGUUCCAGUAUCAAAUAUUUUGUGCGCUGCUAUGUAUAUUUUUGCUGGCUCGGUUUGCAUAUGCAGACCUCUCAAUUAUAGAUACAAUGUUUGCAAGUAAGCUGCAUGUUAAACUAAUUUAGCCAGAUGGCUUCCUUGUUUGUCCAAUUGCAUUUUCCAACAUUGGGUGCUACCUCACUACGAGAGGUGCAAAUCAAAGCUGUAGUCUGACUACACGAUAUGGAUAUGAUUUCUCGGUGCAAGCUGGACGGAUGGAUAUUAGUAGGGCUAGAAUGCUGAUGCUGCUCCUUGUUGGUCGAUUCACUUCUUUAUAAUUUUGUGUACAUGCAUUUGUAUCUUCAUGUAUCUAUAUAUACAUAGCCACAUUGUGUAACCUGUGUUCAUACUGUUCAACAUCGUCUCUUAUAUCCAAUAGAAUGUAUGUUUGUUGCUAAUGUGUUGUAAACUGGAA